Molecule: messenger RNA, 535 nt
Organism: Schistocerca gregaria
Lineage: Eukaryota; Metazoa; Arthropoda; Insecta; Orthoptera; Acrididae
Exons: 5
Coding region: 55-381 (108 amino acids)
Source: RefSeq, a predicted model, not a curated record
AAAUAUCUUUUCAGGAAGUGACAGACGCGUUAAUAUAGUCAGCAUGUGGGCUCUAUGGAAUGCUGCAAAAUCGAUUGGAAUGGCUACGAGCAUAGCUGCCUUCGAAUUCUUUACGGGAUCACUUUUAUUCGAGAUACACAAACUGGGGAUGCACCCUCCCUGACUUCAGUGACGUGGCCACGAAAGAAGAUCUGGUGCCGUCGCAGCCAUCCUCUUCAUGAGGUAACUCGGCAGCGGGCGAGGCCGUGCGCCGCGGUGGCGCACCUGACUCGGGCGAUCUCCUGCUCGCCCAUUGGACACAAAAUGACGCAAACAAACCCCUCACCGGGGUCCAGAUCCCAGUGCCGGAAAAAUUCUUCCAGUAACGUCUGCCAUUACUAAUGGCAAAACAGUGUUACAAGGGGAAAAAAAAGACAAAUUACAUUCACUGUAGCGGACAUGUCUCAACGACUGCAGCGAUGUCACCAUGGAUGCCCCAUUAAUGUCUACAACAGGCUGUCUCUAACAAAGCAACCGUCAAUAUAUCACAUAUUGU